CUUCCAUUUGGCUCUAAUGAUCUCACAGGGGACUCCAAUGAUGCUGAUGGGAGAUGAAUACGGCCACACACGGGAGGGCAAUAACAACAGUUAUGGACAUGAUAAUGCAAUGAAUAAUUUUCAGUGGCACCAGCUUGAUGCCAGGAAAAAGAAUCACUUUAGGUUCUUUGCAGAGUCGAUAAAGUUUCGCCGAAAACAUUCUGUAUUGGGACGCGACCAAUUUCUUGAAAAGAAUGAUGUUACCUGGCAUGAGGAUAACUGGGACAACCAUGAGAGCAAGUUCCUCGCAUUUACGAUCCAUGAAAGGGAUCAUGGGGCUGAUAUUUACGUAGCAUUUAAUGCACAUGAUUAUUUUGUUAAAGCUCUUAUACCUUCACCUCCUCCUAAUAGGCGAUGGCUCAGAGUGGUGGACACCAAUCUUGAAUCUCCAGAUGACUUCGUUCCUGAAGGAAUUCCAUUUACUGGAGAUACCUAUAAUGUUGCACCCUAUUCAUCAAUUCUUUUUGAAGCCAAGCCGUGAAUCCCAAGUUACCAGGUGGAUGUCUGUUUGAGAUUCGCUCCAAUAUCAGUGCUUCAGUAAGAUCAGAAUUUUAACGUAGUACUACUAGAUCGACUAGUUAAUUUAUUAACAUGUUUAGUUGAAUAUGAAAAUUUCAAUAGAUAAGCUUUACUAACAUGUUAUUUUUAUCAUUAAACUCGGAUUUUCCUUUUUCUGUCAUCUGAGAAAGCAAAGAUGCUAUGGUCCUACUGUUA
Papaver somniferum (opium poppy) is the source of this 753-nucleotide messenger RNA. Its product is annotated as isoamylase 3, chloroplastic-like. The transcript is spliced from 6 exons. Bases 17 to 520 code for a protein of 167 amino acids. Lineage: Eukaryota; Viridiplantae; Streptophyta; Magnoliopsida; Ranunculales; Papaveraceae. The record is from RefSeq and is a predicted model, not a curated record.